Ilex paraguariensis (yerba mate) is the source of this 192-nucleotide messenger RNA. Lineage: Eukaryota; Viridiplantae; Streptophyta; Magnoliopsida; Aquifoliales; Aquifoliaceae. The record is from the annotation of a GenBank genome assembly.
AUGAGUGGCAAUGGCCAUGAGCAUGCGAUAGCAUACACUGGAACGACACAAGAGGUGUAUGGAGCGAAGGCGACAAUAAACGUGUGGGACCCUUCCAUAGAAGUGGUCAACGAGUUCAGCCUCUCCCAGAUUUGGAUUCUUUCUGGAUCAUUCGACGGCUCAGAUCUGAACAGCAUAGAAGCUGGUUGGCAG